UACGAAUCGAACACCCAACUUAUCGCUAUACUUUAUCGAUGAUAUACAGGGCGGCGCGAAGUCUUAGCAUCGAGUGAAGACGGGGGACAGGGGUCUUGUCUGUCACUCUAAAAGUGGAGACGGCAAGAAACGAGAAUUGACCGUCUACUACCGUACGCCAAUGAUAACUAACGAUGAUCUGGAGACCGUUACUUAGACAAUCAUAUCGUGCCAUGCUCAGCUGGGUUCCAGCCUCCUUGGCGGCUUGACCGCGCCCAUGUGCUUCUCCCUCCCGCGAUUACGUUUUUCGCUCAACAGACGCAAAUCGACAGCACUGGGAGUUUCGCCUCUCUCUCCUAAGAUUAUUACAAGACAUCUUGUCUUGAAUCGAUUCCAGAACUGUUCACAACCUUCUACCUUUUGUUCCCUGUUGCGAUCGACGGUUCCAGAAAGUAUAUGUCACUUUCGAGCGUUUGCGAUAUAAGCCGUACACGGACAAUUUCCGAAACAAUUAAUUUGGACAAUGCUCCUCUGUUUCAGGAGGAUGACCAGUCAUUUCUCCUGCGCAAAAUGGGCAACCAAAACUGUUCCGUCGUGGACUUCUUUGCAAGCCGAUCCAUCAAGGACGAUCUUUUGUGCUUGGACAAGUGGAGCGUGAAUCAACAACUUGCGCGCCGUAUCCCGCCGUUGGGUCCUAAAUUCGAGUUUGGCUUUGAUGCUGGAUUAUCAAAGUUACCCUACUCAGAGAACACAUGUCUUUUAAUUCAAAAGCAAAACAUAUAUUGGAGCGGAGACAUACCAACGACAAGAGCAAAUGCCUUUACUGAAAAACACUCCUCGAAGCAUCUUCCGAAUUCGCGAUACACUUCUUCUCCGAGCUGUCCCUCUUCACAGAACCCCCCGCAAAAUAGGAAGGCCAGGAGCGUGUCCAACCAUGGCGAAGGGACGGCGAGACUCAAACAGCCAAAAGCCUCUCGAAGGAAUUCAGAGAUCAGUGUAAAUGAGAAGUUGUCCGCUGCCCCAAAGAGCUUGAGGAGUAGCUCAGCCCAGUCUUUGCGGAAAGUCAAGGGUAUAUUGGGCCUGAAGACAUCACCAUCUACUUGUACAUCACCCUCAAGCAAGCGUAACAGCAGAUGCAGCUCUACUUGGACUGAUCAGGACGGAGUGUCAACUUUGGCGACUACAAUCAGUGAUGCUGAAUAUACACCGACAAAGCGAUCACAGUCAGUACGCAGCCAUAAUCACAAGGACAAGUUCCAACAUGUUCCGUUGCCAAUCCCGCAGAGGCGAGGGUCACUUGGCCAAGACUGUGAACAUGGCUUGCUCAAUCCUGGAAAAUACUGGCAUCCGGUGAAUGCAAGAGAAAAUCCUAACUCGACUUUGACUCGGCGAAGACAUUCUAUUUCUACAGGCUACUCAACAAAUUUUACUCAUUCUCUCACUCCUGGGUCGUCGAGUGUCAAGAAGUCACGGGAUAGCUUCCUUGUCCAAAAGUCCAAUUCAGUUUCUACGCCCCGGAAGACGGAGACACGAACUCUUGACACCGUGGCCAGGCAAUCAAACUCCCAGACUAAUACAAAGAGUGCAGUGAACAAUAUCAAACGAAUAAGGGCAAGUGGAGAAAAGAGUCAAUCUAUCACCUCUUUGACCUGUUCUCAAGGGCUCAGGUCUUCCUCGACUAAGAAUAGUCACAAUAAUUCUCCAGGGACUGUUGCCCACAAACCACUCAGUCCUGCCCAAGGGGUAAAGCUAGUACGAGAUCCGGAGAAAAGUCAGAGGAAACUACUCGUUGAGCUCUGGUUCACAACGCAAGCAUUGGCAGAUGGACUGGAUGUAAGCCCAGAAUUAGCAAGCAGUUGGUGCGAUGCUCUUUACUACAGUCGACGCCGGAACCUCGAUCUUGACCCGUUUGGAAUGACAAAGUUUGCGCCCAUUCAAGAAGCACUGAGUUGUGAUAUCACCAGAACGCAGUGGUGGAAGCUUCCUAAUCCGGAACUAGUCGUGGCCAAUGAAUUGCAAUCCAUCAUUCCGAAUAUGUUUGAGUCAUUCUGGAUCACCGAUCCUAAUCUCGAGGAGAACGCUAUCAGAGUCGCGUCUGACGAUCUCCUUCGCAGCACACAAUUUUGCAGUGGAGAAGGUAUUUUCGCGGACGACUUUGCAGGCGUCAAGGAAGGGUGUCAAUUGUCAACCAGUUAUGACGCAGAUGGACGGCUCAUGUACUCUCUUCUCAUCACCACUCCGCUCAUACUCCAGGAGACCGCAAAGACGCGGUAUUUUCUCACCACAUAUAUCAAUAUUACCAAAUACAUCAGAAAGCAUGUGCUCGACGCCAUUCUCGCGCAUCAUGCGCCGGACGUGUCCAGCAAGGAGGCAGUUGUUGAUUAUGCGGCCACUCGGACAAGGGAGACGAAGGACACACUACCGCGAAUGCUUGACAGGUCCCAUUGCCCGUCCUCUUCCUCUCUCCUAAGUCUCGAACGACCAAUCUCCUUGAUUGAUUGGCUUGAAUUUGCGCUAGAAGAAGCAGGCGACUCUCAGGAACUGGAACGACAUCUUUCCGGGUCAAGUUCAUUAGGUUCUCCCCGAACUUCUGAUUUUGAUUCAGCUCAAGAAAAUGAGAACUCGAGGGCAAAGGAAAAGAAGGGCGCAGAGAGGCACGACAAAUCAUUGCCGCUACCGGGCGAGAUUAUUGAACUUUCAGGGUUCAUUAAACAGCUGAAAGCACUUCACAGAGACUACUUUAUCUUGGCGCCUGGACGCACAAGUGCCUUUUACGAAGUCUAUUACGUAUCGCCGCACCUCUAUGAGACCGGCGAAUGUGUUGACGGUCUGCUGGAACAGACCUUGCCUGAAACUCGACAGCAGCUCAAGCAUGCUUGGGCAUAUCUUAAACAUGUUUCUAUUCAGAUUAAAUGGGGCAAACGAGGGGUCGAUAAAAUGCUUUAUUGUACUCCAUUGUAUGGACCUGGGUUUUCUUGCUGGAUAUGUUUUUUGACGGAUGCUUGUAUUGGAGAUAUUUGGGAGCGACCAAUUUCUUGAACUGAAUACUAAUGAAGCCACGACUGAUGAGAUCAUGUUUAAUGCCUUGUGUCUCCUCUCUUUCUUUCUUUUUUACUUUCUUUUCCUUGGUUUACUUUUUUUUGGGGUUUCAGCAUCAUUUCUUUAUAACUGUGAAUACUCAGUGACAGAGCGAUGGGGGUAGGCUUAAUAAAUGAUGAAGACGAGUGCGUUACGUC
Messenger RNA from Xylona heveae TC161, 3215 nucleotides. RefSeq lists its product as hypothetical. The record is from RefSeq and is a predicted model, not a curated record. The transcript has 2 exons. Lineage: Eukaryota; Fungi; Ascomycota; Xylonomycetes; Xylonales; Xylonaceae. Bases 436 to 3018 code for a protein of 860 amino acids.